AUUUUUUUUUUUAAUAUGUGCCAUUUGUGCUUUACGCGUAGGAUAAGAAGAGAACACCAAGGUGUGACAGGAGCUUUGCGGACAACUGUGGAUUUCUGUGAGUAACUCCUGGGAGGAUGAGGGGGGCAUCAGCCGGACCCCCUCUUGAUUGAUUAGUUAUUAGUCAUCCCCUUGGCUAAAUGGGACCCAGUGAAAAGGCACCGUGGAACACAUACAUGUAGCAAAUAUUCCUCUGUCCCCCUGAAUGUCUCCAGAGUAGUUUUUGCUUAAGAGAGGGGGUCGUGGCUUAGCAAUAUAAAGAGGGAAAAACAGCUUUAUGGCUUUAUUUUAGACACUUUCUACGUUUGGCAUUCAAAGGAAAACAAGAGGAUUUCAAAGAAGACAACAUUGUGGACAUUUUUUUGUUUAUUAUUAUAAUUAUUCUUUUAUUUCUCCCAUUUUAUUUUUUUUUAUAUAUUUUUGUGCCAUUCCUGUCUGAAAAAUGAAACUUUGGACAUCUCCCUGGGUGUCUUGCCUGGUGAUUCUCAUCCUGUGUUUUGGAUCAGACUGCGGGACAGUCCGAAGAAAGGGGAGAUCCAAGAGGGAGUUGGUGCGCAUUAGGGAGGCGAGAGCCACCAUCCCAGGGGCUUGUGCCACACGUCUGCCCCGGGGCAAGCGAUCUUUGCCCGGCUUGGAGCGCCGGGUGCUUCGCCAGCGUCGGCGCUCCUCUCAGGCGGACGACAACAUACCGGACCGGGGGAAAGCCGUCUAUUUUACCGGCAGGGGAGAUCAGCUCCGGCUCAAGCCCGGCGUGGAGAUACCCAGAGGAAAUUUCACUCUCGAGAUGUGGAUCAAAGCGGAGGGAGGUCAGCGAUCGCCAACAGUGAUCGCAGGUUUGUACGACAAAUGUUUCUAUGCCUCCAGUGACCGAGGAUGGCUGCUUGGGAUCCAGGCAGUUGGUGAACAAGGAAACCGUGACCCCCGCUUCUUCUUCUCCCUUAAGACAGACCGCGCUCACAAAGUGACCUCCAUCCACUCCAAUGUUCGCUACAUACCAAACCAAUGGGCACAUGUUGCAGUCACAUAUGACGGUGUGUACAUGAAGCUCUUUGUCAACGGUGCCCAGGUGGGUGUCAGUCGGGAGCAAUCGGGUGACGUCUUCAGUCAUGUGACCAAAAAGUGCAAAGUGCUGAUGAUUGGGGGUAAUGCACUGAAUCAUAAUUACAGGGGAGCAGUGGAAAGGGUGGGGCUAUGGAAUCAGGCCCGAGUGCAGAGGCAGAUUAUCAGGGAUAUGCAGGGCCAUGAGGACCUCCAAGAUCUACCUCAUCUGGUAAUCCGAGAAACCUUUGAGCACUCGGGCCGGAAGUGGCUGACUGUGAAAGAUGGGAGUUUUCCACAACCUGAGCAGAGUGGCAUUGGACGGCAUGGGAUUCUGGGGGGUGUUGGGGGCAGUGGAAUUAGUGAAGGAUUAUUGGACACAACGCUGGAGCCCCCAGCUUGUGGUCAGACUGUCUGUGACAAUGUAGAAGUCAUCAAAAACUACAAUAAUCUUUGGAUGUUCCGUCGGCCCAAGAAAGUACAAUAUCGUGUUAUAAAUAUUUGGGAUGAUGAUCGGACGAGGCCCACCGUAACUGACCACCAGAUCAGCCUGCAGCACCAGCAGCUAAAUGAGGCCUUUAGUCCCUACAACAUCACCUGGGAACUCAGCAUUCACAAUGUGACCAACUCUUCCCUUCGUAACCGGUUGAUUCUAGCCAACUGUGACAUUAGUAAAGUUGGUAAUGGUGAAUGCGAUCCAGAAUGCAUCCACCCGCUGACGGGAUUUGAUGGUGGCGACUGCAUGUCAGGGCACUGGAGCCAUUGUCCUGAGCAGAAGCAAGGGGAUGGGAUAUGUGACCCUGAAUGUAACUCAGAAAACUUCAUCUAUGACCUUGGCGAUUGCUGUAACCCCGACGUGACCGAUGUGACAAAGACGUGCUUCAACCGCUCUUCUCCUCACAAAGCCUAUUUAGACGUGAAGGAGCUGAAAGAGAUCCUACAUUUGGACGGCUCGACGCAUCUAAAUGUCUUCUUUGCCAAUUCAUCUGAUGAAGACCUGGCUGGGGUUGCCACAUGGCCUUGGGACAACGAGGCCCUGACACAUUUGGGUGGGAUUGUCCUCAACCCGUCUUUCUAUGGUACAUUUGGCCACACUGACACAAUGGUCCAUGAGAUCGGGCACAGUCUCGGCCUUUACCAUGUCUUUCGAGGCAUAUCGGAGAUUGAGUCGUGUAAUGAUGCAUGUUUGGAGACUGAGCCAUCAUUGGAGACCGGAGACCUGUGUGUGGACACCAAUCCCACACCCAAAUACAAAGGCUGCCAAGAUCCUGAUCCUGGCAACGAAACCUGCGGCUGCCGGCAUUUUACCCACACCCCGUUUAACAACUACAUGAGUUAUGCAGAUGAUGCUUGCACAGAUUCCUUCACCCUGAACCAAGUGGCUCGGAUGCACUGCUAUCUGGACCUCAUCUACCAGACCUGGCAGCCAUCUGCCAAACCUCCUCCAGUGCCAAUGGCGCCCCAAGUUGUUGAGCAGCAUCAUAAAUCCAUCACCUUGGAAUGGUUUCCACCGAUUUCUGGAAACUUUUAUGACAGAGAAGUGGGAUCAGUGUGUGAUAAAUGCACUGAAGGGAGAGUUCUCCUGCAGUACGCCUCCAACUCCUCCUCCCCACGAUCCUGUGCCCCUUCUGGACAUUGGUCCCCACGAGAGGCUGAAGGCCCUCCAGAUGCGGAGCAAGCCUGUGAGGCAAGUGUGCACACCUGGAGCCCCAAUGCUGGGAAUGAACAAGGCGCUGUUGGGAUGGCCGAGUGCCCUCUCCAGGGUUGCAUGCUUCAAUUGGAAUUCCUCUACCCUCUGGUACCAGACUCUCUCACUGUGUGGGUCACCUUUUUCAGCCUCGAAGAAACGGCAUUGCCAGCUAUCCAUAAUAUCUUGCUGCUGACCGUCAAUGGGAACAACAUUUCAUUGGGCCCCAGCAAUGUCUUCUGCGACACCCCUCUGACUCUGAAGUUAGAUGUCGAGGAAGAAGUUUAUGGGGUCCAGUUUUUCACGAUGGACCAGCACCUAGAGAUUGAUGCCACCCUUUUGGCAUCCAAGCCUAACCAUGCACUGUGUAGGCAUUGCCAACCACUACGCUACCGCCUGUUGCGCCAGCCACCGUUCACCCAUGCACCACAUGGCCUGAUUUUAAAAGAACCAACCCGCCGGUAUACAGACAGAGAUGUGGUGCUACAUGUCGUUUACACUUACCAGGUCCAAACCAUCUCCAGACGGAGUGAGAGUGAGCCCUCCCCACUUCUGCUACAUGAACUAGGGGCACCCUACUGCGGUGAUGGACAUGUGCAAAGUUCCAAAGGGGAGGAAUGUGACGAUAUGAACUCCGUGAAUGGGGACGGAUGCUCCAGCCAGUGCAAGAAAGAACCCUUCUUCAACUGUGUUGAGGAGCCAAGCAUGUGUUAUUACUAUGAUGGUGAUGGGGUCUGUGAGGACUUCGAGCGAGAAACAGGCGUGAGAGACUGUGGCCUCUACACCCCCAGUGGUUUCUUGGACCAAUGGGCCUCCAGUGUUGAGGUUUCCCAUGAGGCAAAGCCCUACUGCUCUGGUGAGGUGGCUGCUGGGUACCCUGCUGUUACUAAGACAUGUCAGUCCAAGGUUUUUGAUCUGCUCGAUGGAGUGUCUCAGUAUGCGUGGUUCCCCUGCCGUGAACCCCAUGAGCCAGCCUGGGUUUAUCCAACCUUCUGGCUCAAGGCUCACUUUUCUCAUCCCAUGGUGGCAGCAGCAGCGAUUAUACACCUUGCUGCUGAUGGGACUGGUUUUGUUGACCAGACCCAGUGUAACAUCACUGUUCAACUGGUGGACACCAAGGAGAACAUCCAUAGUCUUGGUGACUGGCGCCUGAGCUGCCGAACCAACCCUUUGGUGAUACCAGUGAGCCAUGACCUGUCAUUGGCCUUCUACCACACAAAAGCUAUCCUGAUCACGUUUGUCUCUCAACUUGUAGCCAUCUCUGGCAUAGGCCUGCGCUCCUUUCAAUCCUUCGACCCAAUCACGAUAAGUGGUUGCCAGAGUAAUGAGAUCUACAACCCCACAGGCCAGAGUUGUGUACAUUAUUCGUGUGAAGCCAUCGACUGCCAGGAACCCUUAAUCCGCAAUGCAGAGCUCAAGUGCAGUAGUCUCGGCCGCCAGUUCUUCAAUGGAGACCGCUGCACCAUCACCUGCAACUCCGGGUACGUCCUGCAAAUCCACCAAGACGAUGACAUCAUCAAAAGCCAGUCGGACUCUUUGGUGACUAUAACCUGUGCAAAUGGAAAGUGGAACAAACAGGUGUCAUGUGAACCCGUGGACUGUGGUUUGCCUGACAAAUAUCACGUUCAUCCUGCACAUUUCAACUUCUCUGAGGGCACCACCUACGGCAAGAAGAGUACCUUCCAGUGCCGAGAACCAGCCCAACUCGUAGGUACAAACAACACUCUCACGUGCCUAGAAGAUGGCUUGUGGUCGUUCCCAGAAGCUCUCUGUGAACUUCGCUGCCCGGCUCCUCCUCCUGUGCCAAAUGCUGUGCUGCAGACCAAGAGAUGCAAUGAGACAGGCCUUAAAGUGGGCACUCUUUGCAAGUACAAGUGCAAACCAGGCUACCAUGUCACCAACAAGCCAAAGAGGCGUGCUUUUAAGCGCCAGUGCACUGAGGAUGGCAGCUGGCUAGAGGGAGCAUGCGAGCCAGUGACUUGUGAUCCCCCACCUCCCAUUUUCCAUGGCUCCUAUCACUGUACAGACAGCUUCCGCUUUGACAGUGUGUGCAGACUUAACUGCUCUGAUCCUGCCAGUAAUACUGGCAUCAUCGCCACAGGAGGCUCUGCCCACACGGUGAGGCUGCUGCACGCUCCCUGCAAGCAGGGCCCAGGUUCCAAUGCUAUCCGCUGUAGGAAAGAUGGAAACUGGACGGGUUCAUUCCGUCUCUGCCCACACAGCAAAGGCCAGUGUUCUUUACCUCAAAACCUCCAUUACAACCUGCAGUACUCAUGCAAGAGGGGACACGGCAUAGGCGAAGAAUGCGAGUUGUCAUGCAGAGAGAGUAGCAACGACGUGGUGCUCCUACCCGGCAAUAUGACAGUAGAAAACGUACUUAAGGAGCACUGGAGGAACCCGCACAGAGUCAAAAGCAUAGUGUGUACAAUGGGACUGAAGUGGUAUCCACACCCCGAGUUUCUCCACUGCAUCAAAGGAUGUGAGCCAUUCAUGGGCGACAACUACUGUGAUGCAGUAAACAACAGAGCCUUCUGUAACUAUGAUGGAGGAGACUGCUGCCAAUCUACUGUCAAGUACAAGAAGAUAAUUCCAUUCCCGAUGUCCUGUGACAUACGGGAUGAGUGCUCCUGUCGGGAUCCCAAUGCCAUAGAGAACAGGAAGGAUGAACAUGUUCACUCUCUGGGGUGACCGUCCUGAGUGGGGAUGUCUGUUCAAUGGUCCAGGACACUUGCUUCAACACAAAACAACAAAGUGGCCGAAGCAGAUCCCUCCUUCAUCCUGUCUUUGGCCUCCAAUUUUCUGCACAUGCUGCUUAACAGGCAUACCUCGCCAUCCAAACUUCAACGCCUCAGCCUCCACAUCACAGAAGAUCCAGAGAACAGGACCAGACUCAUGAGAUGCCAACGAAAACUUCAUUUCUCAGCAAAAAGGAAAGUAACCCUUGCAAUGCCAUCACUGAAACAUUUAUUGAGAAUGGGGAAAAAAUAAUUAAAAAAAUAAUAAUAAGAGGGGAAAAAAAACAAUAACCAAUUGUAGGUAGCAUGUCUUCUUUUAAGUUUUGUGUCAGUUUAGUGUCCAUUUUGGUGACCUUUCUCUGCAAUCAAAUGGUUGGAACUAAAGGUAAAGCAAAAUGUGUAAACAAAGGCUUUUGUUCUUCUUGGCUUUAUGAUUUACAGAUAUGAAGGAAAUUAAGACAAAUUUUAAAAAAAAAUCAAAGAAGAAGAAUGCAGAUUAACUGAAGGCAUGUUCUAUCCUUUGGAAGGUGUUCAAAAGUUGUUUUUUUUUAUCUCAGUUUAAAACUGGUCGUUUUUUUUUUUUUUUUUGUUUCUUUUUUUUUUCAGUAAGUUAGAGGCAAAAGUUAUUCUUAUUAUUAGCUUGGUGGGUAAUGAGAUAGUCAUCCGAGUCACAGAUUGCUCAUGAAAGCCCAAAUAACAGACAUUUUUGCGUAGUUGUUCACUAAUGCUGCCUUCUUCUUAGUUCAGACCUGGAAAA
This is a messenger RNA of Thalassophryne amazonica, 6256 nucleotides long. It is a transcript of the gene pappaa, whose product is annotated as pregnancy-associated plasma protein A, pappalysin 1a. The coding region runs from base 482 to 5452 and encodes 1656 amino acids. Lineage: Eukaryota; Metazoa; Chordata; Actinopteri; Batrachoidiformes; Batrachoididae. Gene Ontology annotation, molecular function: metallopeptidase activity. The transcript has 22 exons. The record is from RefSeq and is a predicted model, not a curated record.